Molecule: messenger RNA, 267 nt
Organism: Linum tenue
Lineage: Eukaryota; Viridiplantae; Streptophyta; Magnoliopsida; Malpighiales; Linaceae
Source: the annotation of a GenBank genome assembly
UCCCCUUUUUCCUCAUUAGGCUCCAUCCGCAUCGCCAUUCCCCAGCGCCUCCUGCUAGCUUGGAAGCUCGCCGCUUUUGCCCGCGUUCGAGGCAGCAGAGAGCUGCUUGAGCAGGUCUCGUAUAGAGAGACUAUCAUGAUCGCCGCAAGCCUGCUUACAUCCCGCCUUCGACAAAUCGAGAAGGUGCUGCUGAGUUCCCCGACUGCGCAAGAACUUGGGCGAGCGCUUUUGCUACUCCGCCUUUCUCUUUUACUCGCUCUUUUUCCG